Molecule: messenger RNA, 1277 nt
Organism: Dissoconium aciculare CBS 342.82
Lineage: Eukaryota; Fungi; Ascomycota; Dothideomycetes; Mycosphaerellales; Dissoconiaceae
Exons: 1
Coding region: 125-1183 (352 amino acids)
Source: RefSeq, a predicted model, not a curated record
UUUCACAAUUCAUAUCACGCAGGUGCUCUUGGGCAGUUGCGUCACACUUGUGGCAUUGCUCAACAAGCUCAAAGCACAUCUCCUGUGAAGCCAUAUCACAACAUCCGUCAAGUUAACUCACAGCAUGGCGACUACCCUCUCCCGUGCGAGUUUCCUCUCCCAGGUGAAUGAUUCCACCAGGAGCCCAUUGAGGUUGGAAAACCCCUUGUGCACUAUUUGCUACGAGCAGAUGUACGUCCCAACCUCACAACUUUCAAGACGCAGAUCAAGAUCACCAGCGCGCACACGUGAGAAAUCCUCACACUACACAAUUCGGGCGCGUAGCCCGAUCUCACCUCCACCUCAGCGUCGUGCACUCACAAUCCACGACUCACACAUUUUGUGUGAAAGCUGCAUACAAGUCUGGUUCACCAGCAACAACACCUGCCCGUUUUGCAGGCGAGAAAUGUUCACCAACGCGAACCAAGACGACGACGUGAACUCUCUCAACCAAGACUCCGCCGAGGAUGAAGAGGACCUCCCCGCUCUCCCAAGAGCACAAUACAUAACCCGUGACACCGACCUUCUCGAGCGAUUUAUCUCACGCGAAGGCUGGGUGAAAAUAUACCACGACGGUCUCAACAAGCACGGCGAUCGCCGCGACAUCAUCUUCGCCACGCGGGAAAUCGCCGACAUCUUCUCCCGCCGUGCGGAGAUCUUUCGACCGCAAGUCGACUUGCGCUGCUGGGGCUACGGCGUGGUGGCAUACUCGCGCGUGGUGAUCCCCAGCCACGACGAACUCACACUCCGCCGCGUGAACGUCGAGAACGCUCGCAUGGUUCUCUGGCGCUGGUGGUGGCACCGCUUCAUCUCGACCUGCGGACGGCGCAGCACGACUUUCGUCCACCACCCUUUCGCGAUGGAACUUGUCCACGCCGUGUUCAAGGCCAUCAUGCGGUGGAAUGGCUUCUCACAGCAGCUGAAGACCACACGGAUGUGUGUCAAGCUCACCCUGAAACCUCUCCUGGAGAAGUACGAUGACUCUGGUGAGGUGAACUCUCAGGCUUACUUUGAGGACCUUGUGGAGGCGGCUGCGCAGGCUGUGGUGCUGGGACGCAUCGAUGUGAGUGAGGGGAGUGAUCUUGCAGUGGCGCCUGUUGAGGCUUACAAGCAUGAGGACCACGGGCACAUCAUGGGGAUGUGAGUUGCGAUAUCAACGGUGGAUAAUGUCACGAUGAAAUGAAUGCCGACUUAGCUCGCUUACGAGUGAGCUGUAACAAUAAUGUACAAUCAUGAUA